AUGAAAUUUAAAGCUACCAUACUCUUGUUAUAUUCUAGCAUUGCAUUCAUCAACAUUCCUUUCGUAGAAUCGCUGGCUCUACGAAAAGGAUGGCAUUCAGUUCACACAAAAAUUGAUGCUGUGUUUAAUGUUACACAGUUCAUGAACUGUGUAAAUAUUAAUGGUACAAUUAUCAACUUAUGGGAAACAGAAGUUGGAGAAUACCUUGUAACACCUGCUAACUUAGAAGUAUUUGAAUUAUUUAAAUGGUUAGACUGCACGGACGAGCAGGAUAUAGGAGACUUAUUAGUGGUAGCCAUGAGCGAAAAAAAGGGUGGAGGAAAUCCUAAGAUAAAAACCCGAAUUAUAUUAAGAAAACUGAAAUUCCUGCAUAUAAGCAAUAUAUUCUUAGGUGUUUGUAUUUUAGCGGUAGUCAGUCAACAAUCUGGGUUUAGUGGUGUAGCGGCUAUCACGUUUCGUUUACAGGUGUUAUACACAUUAAACGAGGGGUGCGCUACCAUCCGUCUAAACUUUGCGGCUGUGAAAUUAUUUGUCUAG
Messenger RNA from Scheffersomyces stipitis CBS 6054, 537 nucleotides. RefSeq lists its product as uncharacterized. The transcript has 4 exons. Lineage: Eukaryota; Fungi; Ascomycota; Pichiomycetes; Serinales; Debaryomycetaceae. The record is from RefSeq and is a predicted model, not a curated record. Bases 1 to 537 code for a protein of 178 amino acids.